GUGCGCCGUCUCUCAUUGCUAGCUGUCGGGUAACCAUGACAACGGACGCAGCUACAGGGUUAAAGUUGAUUUAAAAAAAAUCUGUCUGUGAAACAGACAGGUCUAUAGACAUUCUACCGGAGUAUAAAUUAAAUGUAGUUUUGACUAGCGACACUUGUCGCAUUCAAGUUGUCUACAGACAUGUCGCUAAACAAAGUCUAAACCAGCCUUUAGGGUAGGGACGUCUCAAGGAUCCCGAAUUGCAUUAAGCUCUCUAUGCGCGUUAUUAUUUGGGUCAUUGAGCGAUUGGCAACUGUGUAACAGCUUUUUCCCCACACAGACUGCCUCACCUCACUCAUGAGUCUACCGGCCGCCCCGCCCAGUUACGCUGAAGCCAUGGCAGGGGACAAGGAGCAGACGUACGGUGGAGUGAUGGUUGCAAUGCCCCCCUACAGUGACAACCUGCCCCCCAUGCCCCCUCCACCGGUGCCCAUCCACACCAGCUGGGCCUACGUGCACCCCAGUCCCAGCCCGGGCUACACCAACCCCUACACUUCCGACAUGUCCUCUCCCUUCUCCGACCCCAGCACCAGCGACAGCUUGGAUGGAAGCAACUGGGAGGAUAAGAAUAUCCGACGCAUGUUCAUUCGCAAGGUUUUCUCCAUCCUCAUGGUCCAACUGUUGGUGACCUUUGGUAUCGUGGCUCUCUUCACAUUUUGUGAACCAGUCCGGCAGUUUGUGCAGUACAAUCGAAUCCUCUACCUUGCCUCAUACAUCACCUUCAUGGGGGCAUACCUGGUACUAGUGUGCAGCACAAGUGCCCGGCGACAGUAUCCCACCAACCUCAUUCUCUUGGGGAUAUUUACUUUGGCAAUGUCUUACAUGGCAGGAAUGCUGGCUAGCUACCACAACACUAAAGUGGUGAUGCUGUGUGUGGGCAUCACCGCCAUGGUGUGUCUGUUCAUCACGCUCUUCUGUUUCCAGACCAAGGUUGAUUUUACGUCGUGUCACGGUCUGCUCUUCUCUCUCAUGAUGGUGCUGAUGGUGACGGGACUGUUGCUCCUCUUCACCGCACCCUUCGGAUAUAUACCUUGGUUGCAGACAGCGUAUGCUGGACUGGGUGCCCUUGUCUUCACGUUGUUCUUGGCCUUUGACGUGCAGCUGCUGAUGGGCAACCGGAGGUACUCCCUGAGUCCGGAGGAGCACGUGUUCGGAGCGAUGUGUCUUUACAUGGAUGUGGUCUACAUCUUCUUCUUCCUCCUACAGCUGUUUGGGAGUCAGGAGUGAAGUCACACCACCUUGUAGUCACGUUCAAUAGCCCUCCCCUACCCCUACCCCACCCUCGCUGAGUUUACUUUAUUGGGAUCCCGUUUAGCUAGUGCACAGGCAGCAAAUACUAUUCCUGGGGUCCACAUAAAAUGUACAAAUACAUUACAAAGUACAGAGCAGUAAUAAACAAGAAUAAGAUAUUACAUUAAAUUCAAAAUAACAAUGAAAUAAGAGGCGUGUGUGUGUGUGUAAGACACCAAGACACAACAAAAGUACUAUUCACACGUCAUAUAUUCAUAUUCUUAUAUACAGUAAAGUUAGAUUAGCUCUAUAGAAAGAGGAGAGGUGAUUUUUUUUUUAAGCUAUACUUGCUUUUUGCCUGAGAAACCUCUGGUGGCAGAGUAUUCCGCAAUGACAUGGCUCUUUACAGAACAGGAUAGCCACACCACCGUGUCACGUUCAAUAGCCCCCCUUACUCUCUCUGCCUCCUCAAGUGCACACAGCUGCUCUGAUAUCCUUAAGCACGUACUUCUGUUUGGUUACGCGCGUACAAACAAGCACACACACAUUUGAGAAUAGAUACAAAUACAUACCGGCACAUAUUUGUAAUCUGACGCAAAUAUACACCCGCAGUACACUCACACACCCACGAUAUACUAACACACCCACUCUGAGGUAUCUUAUAAAAGCAUAGUUUGCUUAUAUUUUUCCUCUCCCUGAAUGUUGACACACAACUUAAUUCAGUUUUUUUGUAUAUAUAUAUAUAUAUAUAUAUAAUUUGAAGGGUGUGUGUGAGCAACUGCUGGGAUGUCAGUUCUGUCUGCACAGGCAGGCUCCUAUCUCUAGGGGGCACUUCAGCCCUUGCCAAUCUCUGGAGUGUUGCUAGUUUUGGGCCUGUGUAGGGGUUAGAACCAAUCUAGGGGAGUGUUGUUGUUCGGCAGUGUAAGGUAAACUGAUCUUCAGGGCUGGCGUCAAUUUGAAUUGAAGGCGGUCAAUUGGAAUUGUAGGUGGUCAAUUCAGAAAGUAAAUUUGAAUAACAAUUUUAAACUAUUUUCAUUUUUCAAUAAACUGAGGAGUAGAAGCUAUUUAUUUCUAGUGUUUUUUUUAUUUUAUGUCCUGAAUUGACUGCCUUCAAUUAAAAUUGACCACAGCCCCUGCUGGAUGUUGGAUCUCAGAUCUGCCCUACGUCUCCCAUGUUACUAUUAGGACGUGACCAGGCAGUUGACGAAUCACAAUGAGACAGCAAAAGAAUAAGCUGACCAGUGUGCUGUUGGUGGACAAUCAGUUUGUUGGGACAGAUAUGAGAACGGGUUAAUUGCAACCACGUUUAUUCAGGGUGACUUGUGGUUGACCAGUUAAAUGGACACUGGUUGAUUCCCCUGGUAGGACUUACACUUUUCUUGUCUUUGUUAUAUUGGAAUAUAUAUAUAUUACAGUUGACAAAUCAGACUUAUUGCUUUUGUUUAAACAAUUACUUUAAACAGUUUCAGUCACUGUCUGGUGAAUCCAACAGUAUUUCAAGAUUACAUUUAUGCCCUUAAAAUCACAUUUAUAGACAUUGACUUAACCAAGCCAACAUUUGACCCAGAUUUAGGCACAUCUGGAUUUUCUCAUAUGGGUCUGUGAAACAUCAUCCAAGCCAAUGAAGUUGAAGGAUAAAAGUGGCGCUUGUAGUCCUUAGUGCAAUAAUUUGUCUUUGGCUAGGUUGCGAUUCUCUAGCCUCGUAUUACCAAACUGAUUACCGCUGCGGAAUCCGUGUAGCGAAACAGAAUGUAAGCUUACGAGACUUCCGGAUGGUUGUACGAGGUUACCGAUUCUCUACCCUUCUGUUGUACAACCUUCUGGUGUUCAAAGUUACCGAUUCUCUACCCUUUUCCAGAAGUGUGCACUCGUUCAUCCCGCCUCAUGCAAUUUAAAAGUAUUGGAUUGGUGCAACAUAGCUGGAGGGUGUUUUCACCGUGUUGCUGACACCAGUCCAUCCUUUUAAAUGAGGGGGGGGGGGGGGUUGCACACUUUGGAAGAAGGUUAAAGAAAAAUAAUGUAGCUCUUGACUGUGGAAUGCAUUUUAGGGGGCAAGUUUUGUUUCUUUGUUACAUUUAACUAAUUUCCUCUACUUUGAAGUUACGUGCCCGUGUUACGAGGUUGUCAGGGCAGAUUUCAAGUUAUACUAUGCCUUGGACUGAACUGACAGAUUUUUGUUUUUGCUCUCAAAGGUGUUUUUAAAUAGAGUAGUCGUGUGUCUCUUCAAAUAUGUAUGAACCCAACUCGGAUGUAGAACUUGUAUAGAGGCAUGUUUUGAGGUUGUUUUAGUUAAACUGUGAAGUAAGAGAUUUUCGAUUCUCUACCCUUUUCCAGAAGUGUGCACUCGUUCAUCCCGCCUCAAUCUUCAGUUGUCAUUAGCUGACAUUUGACAUGUUAUAUAUAUGUCAGGGGUGUUCGACGUAGGCUUUAAACCGUAUUAGACACGCUUAGAACAUUCCACUUUUUUAUUUUUUAUUGUUGUUGCAUUUAUUACCUAGAAUAAACAAAAAUGUCAUUUUUUAGAUGACCUGUAGUACACCUUAAUUAUGGCAAAGGCUGGGCUCGUUCUGUUAGGCUGUAUAGGUGCACUUUUUAGUGUGGUCUCUUUUCACAAUGAAACUGCCUAGUGCCUACAAUAUAAUUUGCACUAAGUGAUCGCUAUAGAAUCUCCAUAACAUUUGUAGCACUUUGUGUAUUUUAAAAGCCAAUUAUUUUUUGUGAAAAGUGCCAAUCCGGCACAUUAACUUUGUAUUACUGAACAAAAAUAUAAACCGGUCCAUUUCUAUGAUUUUACAGUUCAAAUAAUGACAUCAGUCAAUUGUAAUAAAUAAAUUAGGCCCUAAUCUAUGGAUUUCACAUGACUGGGCAGGGGUGCAGCCAUGAGUGGGCCUGGGAGGGCAUAGACACCCACUUGGGAGCCAGGCACAGCCAAUCAGAAAUGAGUCUUUCCCCAUAAAAGGGAUUUAUUACAGACAGAAAUAGCCCUCAAUUUCAUCAACUGUCCGGGUGGCUAAUCUCAGACGAUCCCGCUGGUGAGGAAGCCAGAUGUGGAGGUCCUGGGCUGGCGUGGUUACAAGAGGGCUGCGUUUGGCAGGCCGGUUAGACGUACUGCCAAAUUGUCUUAUGGUAGAGAAAUGUACAUAACAUUUUCUGUCAACAGCUCUGGUGGACAUUCCUGCAGUCAGCAUGCCAAUUGCAUGCUCCCUCAACUUGAGACAUCUGUGGCAUUGUGUUGUUUGACUAAACUGCAGAGUGGCCUUUUAUUGUCCCCAGCAUAAGUUGCACCUAUGUAAUGAUCAUGCUGUUUAAUCAGCUUCUUGAUAUGUCACACCUGUCUGGUGGAUGGAAUAUCUUAGCAAAGGAGAAAUGAUCACCAACAGGGAUGUAAUCACAUUUGUGCACACAAUUUGAAAGAAAUAAGCUUUUUGUGUGUAUGGAAAAUGUCUGGGAUCUUUUAUUUCAGCUCAUGAAACAUGGGACCAACACUUUACAUGUUGCGUUUUAUAUUUUCGUUCAGUAUAAUUAAAGUUGGGGUCACACCUUUUAAUGAAUUGCACGUCAAAAAGCCUGCAUGAUCCUUUGAUAAAGCCUUCACAAACAUGGCAUACAUCAGGUUUAUAAAUUAUUUACGAACUUGUUUAAAACAUGUGUAACUGAAACACCUCACAAGGUGUUACGCCACCUAAUAAUAGUUUAUGGAUGAUUUAUAAAGCCUUCAUGUCUUGUGACAGAAACGGUGGGACUGCAGACUUUUGGGUGAUCCAAAAUUGUAACAUUCAGGUUUAAGCUUAUUUUUUAAGCAAACAUUUCUGGGUGGUUGAUACCGACUACAAUAAAUCCUUGAUUUUGUUAAUAUUGACAAAAUAAGGAAAGGUUUUUAGAAAACAAUAUGUAAAUACUUUCUUAAUUAUGUGAAAUAGAUAUUUAUGUGAGUAGUUAAAGUAAUUUAUUAUUUAGCCUACCCUUGUUAAAAAGGAGUUGUAUUAUUUGACUUAUUCUUGUUCACCAGCCAGUCUAGAGGCCUGGUAAGCAUGCCUUUUUAAAACCUCAUAGGUAAAUGUUCAUGUACAUGUCUAAGUACUACUCCUGUUCCUACUUAUUCUUGUAUAUUACUUGGAAUUUUUCAUAGAUGUCACCAGUUUGAGUAAACCGUUUUAACCAUUAAUCAAGAGAAUGGCGGUAGACUCUUAUGUAUGAGUAAUUGCUCCUGUAAGUUGCUCUGCAUCUGAAGCAUCUGCUAAAUGACUAAAAUGUAAAUCUAUGUAUUCUGUAUGGUAAUACACGUUUGACUCUUUUGAUAUCUUUUUUAAUUUUACUUAAUUCACUCUGGGUCAUAACUCUGAUGGAUCAAUGCUGUUCUUACUACUUUCCCCCCACUAAAUCAGUAUUAUUUUACAAAGAAAAUGAAAGACAAUAUUUGACAUUAGUGUGAUGCACCAAUACUCAAUUAGAGUGGGCUGACAUGAACCAACAGAAUUUUUAUGGUACAUUUAAUCUUUUGACCUUAUAUUACACUUAAAUCAUGCACAUUUCUAGCCUAGCUAUUAAAACCAGACUGACCACUGCUCUCACGUGCAAGGACGGAUAAUAUUGUGUAUUUUUCUGUUUCUGUUCUUGGAACAAACCUGCUCAAUGGUGUAUGCCCCUCCCUUUCUACUGUAACUAGAACAAUGGUUCGACCCACAAUGUGUCUUCGGGAUCAUCAUCUUCUUUUUAAACUUAAGUGGUGUGAUGUACUUGAUGUGUGUGCGUAAUUUGGUCCCAUAUUUUGUGCUUCUUGAGGUCGGACCCUAUCUCUUGACUAGCCUGCAUGCAGUGACAGUGGUUAAGUAGAGCAUGACCCUCUUAAAUACCUACCGUAAGUUGAAACAAAACAAUUUGAUGACAGCUCAAUUAGUUUGGAAUCCUUCCCUGUUUGUUGAAGUAAAAGAUGUUGCUUGAAA
Salvelinus fontinalis (brook trout) is the source of this 6212-nucleotide messenger RNA. It is a transcript of the gene faim2a, whose product is annotated as Fas apoptotic inhibitory molecule 2a. NCBI's taxonomy places the organism in Eukaryota, Metazoa, Chordata, Actinopteri, Salmoniformes, Salmonidae. Gene Ontology annotation, biological process: negative regulation of apoptotic signaling pathway. The coding region runs from base 337 to 1266 and encodes 309 amino acids. Gene Ontology annotation, cellular component: endoplasmic reticulum; membrane; Golgi apparatus. The transcript is spliced from 12 exons. The record is from RefSeq and is a predicted model, not a curated record.